Messenger RNA from Orbicella faveolata, 1811 nucleotides. Its product is annotated as set1/Ash2 histone methyltransferase complex subunit ASH2-like. Lineage: Eukaryota; Metazoa; Cnidaria; Anthozoa; Scleractinia; Merulinidae. The record is from RefSeq and is a predicted model, not a curated record. Gene Ontology annotation, molecular function: protein binding; transcription cis-regulatory region binding. Gene Ontology annotation, cellular component: Set1C/COMPASS complex.
UCUCCGAAACAAAGAGCGUCAAAGAUGGCGGACGAAGAUAUCGAGAUGGAUAAUUUUUCCGAAGGAAGGGCUGAAUCGGCCAGUGAUUUCGCCGGCGAGGAUGAAAACGAAAAGAUGGAUGCAUAUGACACACUGGAGAGUGAGCCUGAGAUAAGAGUGGACAGAAGCCUGACAGACAGUGACUUACUGAUUGCUUUAGCUCAGGUGUCUGAGAAUAAACACAUGAUGCCUGGAAAUGGGCACAUCAAACCUGACCUGAGUAUGAGUCUAAAUAGCAGUCUUGGUAGCCUUGGUAGCAGUCUGAGCAGCAGUGGAUUGCUUGUUAGUAAAGGCAAGGAAUCUACUGGUUCAGUGCCGAGGAAGUCAGCUAGAGGAAAACGAAAAUUAGACAGCAGUCAGCAAUUGUCUUCAUCUAAGAAAUCAAAGAGCGACGUGCCUCCAUCGCAGAAACUACCUCCACAUGGUUAUCCUUUAGAACAUCCCUUUAACAAGAUUGAUGUUUCAGCUCCUCAACUGAAGUUAUCUGAAGAUAGGUUAUCAGUUACAGGGGAGAAAGGCUACUGUAUGUUACGAGCCACUCAUGGAGUGUCCAAGGGUAAUUGGUACUUUGAGGCUACAGUAGACUUACCUUCAGACACAGCUACUAGGAUUGGAUGGUCACAACUGUACGGAAAUCUUCAAGCACCAUUAGGUUAUGAUAAAUUUAGUUAUUCUUGGAGAAGUAAAAAGGGAACAAGAUUCCAUGAGAGUAGAGGAAAACACUACAGCGAUGGAUACUCAACUGGUGAUGUAAUAGGAUUUUUUAUCAGUCUGCCAGAAAACAACAGACAUCCAGCGGAAUUUCUUCCACCCACGUUUAAAGAUAAGGCAUUAAUAAAAUUUAAAAGUCAUCUUUACUUCGAAGAAAAAGACCUUGUGGACAAGGCAGAAAAGAACCUAAAACCUUUACUUGGAAGUCAGGUAAAAUUUUACAGAAACGGUGUUUGUCAGGGCGUUGCCUGGCAAGAUGUCUACGACGGGACGUAUUAUCCAGCGGUAUCGCUCUACAAGAAUUCCACGGUCACUCUCAAUUUUGGACCCGAUUUCCAAUUUCCACCAAUAGAUGAAGAGUUCCAGCCGAUGAGCUACAAAGCUGUGGAAUUCGCCGUGGAACAGAGCUUAUCAGACCUACUGUUCCACGUGGAUUCACAAGAGCGACCCGUCCCGCUUCCCGAGAAAACCCUCGUGCCUCCAAAGAGGAAGUGACGCGAGCACAUGCAGCUCUAAAGGAACUGUUUCCAAACGUUUCGUACAAAGACGUCUUCCUUGGCGGCGUCAACAAUUUAUGCCCAAUUUACACGCCACUGCGUCGCUCUUCAAUGUCACUGAUUCAAAUUGAAAACGAAGAGGCUUCGCCUCCUUUACUCGGGGAUACAUUCUGAGUGUGGGUUCUCGCAAGCUAUUUUAGGCAGUUUUGACUUAUUGCCUCGUGAACGAAGGAAACCAUUUAGCUACGUUUCUUGGUAAAUGAAAAACCUUUUUGCAUCCAGUUUACCACAUUUGUAAAUAAGAUGAUAGGCGAAAAACGAAACAACUGAAUUAUUUUUUUGGUUUACGUUUGUGGCUAAGACUUGUACAUGUAAAGAAAGCUACUUCUGUGAAAAAAAAAAAAAUUGAACGCGCUUUCAACAAAUGCUGCUGUCUGUUUUUCUUGUGCAUGUUUCUGUAAGCUUUGAACGUGUACAUAACGAUGCAAUGCUGUAUUCAUAGCAACUGAUAACUAUUGUAAUAUACGAGUUCAGUAUUUUAUAAACUAUUUUACGCAGAAAAUG